This is a messenger RNA of Mangifera indica (mango), 1040 nucleotides long. Its product is annotated as nicotinamide/nicotinic acid mononucleotide adenylyltransferase. Gene Ontology annotation, biological process: NAD+ biosynthetic process. Gene Ontology annotation, molecular function: nicotinate-nucleotide adenylyltransferase activity; nicotinamide-nucleotide adenylyltransferase activity. The transcript is spliced from 10 exons. The coding region runs from base 208 to 966 and encodes 252 amino acids. The record is from RefSeq and is a predicted model, not a curated record. NCBI's taxonomy places the organism in Eukaryota, Viridiplantae, Streptophyta, Magnoliopsida, Sapindales, Anacardiaceae.
CAGUAUCUGUCCUUAAUGGUUAUACAUCACCGCUCCACCUUUGCGUCCCUCUUCUGUCAUCGUCCUCUCCAACUCAACCUCAAUUCCUGAAAUUGCUGGCAAUAUAAAAAUCCAGUUUCCGUUUGGACAUUUUCUCAUAUAGAGCAGUCGUGCUUCUCACAAAUUCACCAUUUUUUUGAACAGAUUCGUCAAUCUUCCUCCAUUUCUAUGUCAUAUUACUGUUCAACUGUUCAUUCAGGUGCCAUGGAUAUCCCUCUGCCUCUAGAUAAGUUGUCUUUGGACUUAAUAACAGAGGACAAAACUUAUGUUGUUUUAGUAGCUACAGGAAGUUUCAAUCCUCCAACUCUUAUGCACUUGCGUAUGUUUGAACUGGCAAGAGAUGCACUGAACUUAGCAGGCUAUUGUGUUAUUGGAGGCUAUAUGUCACCUGUUAGUGAUGCAUACAAGAAAAAGGGCCUUAUAUCUGCUGAACAUCGGAUAAAGUUGUGUAACCUGGCUUGCAAAACUUCCGACUUCAUAAUGGUUGAUCCAUGGGAGGCAAACCAGAAUUCCUACCAACGAACUUUGACUGUUUUGUCAAGAAUCAAAAACUUUUUGAGUGAGACUGGGCUGAUAUCCAGGGGGUCCCUUAAGGUCAUUCUUGUAUGUGGUUCUGAUUUAAUCCAGUCCUUCAGCAUUCCUGGAUUUUGGAUUCCUGGGCAGGUAAGGAUGAUAUGCAGAGAUUAUGGUGUGGCGUGCAUCUGCAGAGAAGGACAAGAUGUUGAAAAGAUCAUCUCGGACAAUGAAAUCUUGAAUGAAAACAAGGCUAACAUCAUGGUCGUGGAUGAGCUUGUGCCGAACCAAAUCAGUUCAACAAGACUAAGGGAUUGCAUUUCAAGAGGAUUGUCAAUAAAAUAUCUUACUACAGAUGAAGUGAUUGAUCAUAUCAAAGAAAAGCAAUUGUAUUUGAACUCAGGUGACAAUUGAUCAUCAUCUUUUAACUUUGUACACAACAAUUAACCACAAUUAGUUUAUAAAUUUAAGGUGUCAAGUUUUAAACA